Schizosaccharomyces japonicus yFS275 is the source of this 1780-nucleotide messenger RNA. RefSeq names its product transcription factor TFIID complex subunit A/SAGA complex subunit. Gene Ontology annotation, molecular function: protein heterodimerization activity. Lineage: Eukaryota; Fungi; Ascomycota; Schizosaccharomycetes; Schizosaccharomycetales; Schizosaccharomycetaceae. The transcript has a single exon. The record is from RefSeq and is a predicted model, not a curated record. The coding region runs from base 102 to 1430 and encodes 442 amino acids. Gene Ontology annotation, biological process: DNA-templated transcription initiation. Gene Ontology annotation, cellular component: nucleus; SAGA-type complex; peptidase complex.
GGCCUCCUUCGUCGUCCACGUUGUCCACGUUGUCCACGUCCUCCACGUCGCCGCCCACGUCGUCGCCCACACCACCCUCUCUCCCUCUGCAACACACAAAAAUGAACGGGAACCAUUCAGUGCCCGGGACGCCCGUCCAGCGGGCGGCCAACGGACAGGUGAGCGCGCAGCAGUACAACCAGCAGCGGACGAACCAGUUCACGUCGCUGCUCAGCACGAUGUCGAUGUACCAGCAGCUCGCGCAGAACGUGGGCAUCAACACGCCGCAGGGCCGCGUCUACCUGCUGCACGCCCAGACGAUCAGGCAGCAGCUGCAGGCCCAAGCGCAGUCGGGGCAGCUGCCGAACCAGCAGAUCCUGCAGCAGCUGCAGGCGAACGCCGGGCUGGCCCAGCGCGGCGCCGUGCCCGAGCAGACGGCCACUCGAAGCCGGCCCCCGCUGACGCCGCAGGAGCACACGCUGCUCAUUGCGCGGCACAGACAGCUGCAGACGGCCCAGACGUAUCUGAACGAAAUGAAGGAGAAGCUCGCCCGCAUCAAGCACGAGCUGGCCACGAACGAUAGCCUGGACGCGGUGACGAAGGACGCGCUGAUGAAGCAGGAGGCCGAGCUGGUGACGAAGAUCACGCAGUACACGGCGGCGAUUGCGAACGGGAUCCGGUCCAUCCAGCAGAUCCAGAACAAGCAGUUUGCGCACGAGACGAAGCCCGGCACCGCUGACGGCCACGAGGCGGCCGGAGCUGCUGGCGGCGCAAGCGCCGGCAGCAGCCACGAGGCCGCCUCUGCAGCCCAUGCCAGCAGCGUCGGUGCCAGCAGCGGCAUGGCCGAGAGCAGCGUCUCGCCGGGAAACGCAGCAGCGAUGGCGCACCUGGGCGCCGCGCAGAAGGCGGCGAUGGCGAGCGGCAUGGACAAGCCGGGCCAGCCUGGAAGCAUGGCGGCCGCCGCAGCCGUGAACGGGAAGAUGGAGCUCAAGUCGCCCACGCCGUUCUCGCUGCCGCCCGGACGAGCGACGCUGACGGGCGGCUACGCUUCAGGCAGCAUUGGACUGAGCACGCCGGGCCUCGCGCGGGCGCCGCACUACGAGCUCGACAGCGGGACUCGUCUGCUGUCGAAGCGCAAGCUCCAGGAGCUGCUGCAGCAGAUCGACCCCGACGAGCGGCUGGAGCCGGACGUGGAGGAGCUGCUGCUGGAGGUGGCCGACGAGUUUGUGGAGACGGUGACGAGCUUUGCGUGCCGGCUGGCCAAGCACCGCAAGUCGGACACGCUGGAUGUGAAGGACGUGCAGCUGCAUCUCGAGCGCAACUGGAACAUCCGGCUGCCGGGGUAUGCGAGCGACGACGUGGUGAAGAGCGUGCGGAAGACGGGGCCCACGGGCAGUUAUCAGCAGAAGCAGAGCGCGGUAGCGACAGCGAAGAGUUUGAACAAGGAUUAAUGAAGCGGCGAAGCGAAGCUGAAGCUGCAGAGCCGAAGCUGCAGAGCGCCAGCGAGGCAGCUUCAGCGGGCGGUGUCAUCUGUGCGCGCGCGCGCGGGCGCCGCCAGCUACGGCGCCUCAGCACCUGCACCAGCUCGCUCUCCCCUCAGCACCAGCUCGCUCUCCCCUCAGCACCCGACCGCCCUCCGAGCGCUCGACCGCCGUCCCUGCUCCCUCUCCGCCCUCCCCUCCCCCUCGCUAACCCUCACUAACUCUGAUUGACGCAUUUCAUUAAACCUCGCUAUCUCACUCCAGCGAGCUUCUCCGCAUCGCUAUCCGAAAUGUCCGCCCGGUCCUCGCCGCGGCCCACC